Messenger RNA from Drepanopeziza brunnea f. sp. 'multigermtubi' MB_m1, 357 nucleotides. RefSeq lists its product as uncharacterized. NCBI's taxonomy places the organism in Eukaryota, Fungi, Ascomycota, Leotiomycetes, Helotiales, Drepanopezizaceae. The record is from RefSeq and is a predicted model, not a curated record.
AUGAUGUUCGUCAACGCCUUCGCCGUCGCAGUUACUCUCGUCGCUCCUGCCGCUGUAACAGCCCUUCAGUUUUUACCUGGAGAAACUCCUUACUUCACAGUAUGCAAAGGUGCUGGCUUCGCUGAUUGCGCAAGAGCUAAUUAUGAUUUCGGCGAAUGUCAUGACUUUACUUCUGAGUAUACUGAUGUAAUUACGUCUUUCAAUACUUACGGCACGUAUUGCCGCCUUUAUGAAACUACUGGUUGCGAGGAUGAAUCGAAGUCGUUCGUUUAUUCCGGCUCGGUCGAGGACCUGGCCAAGGAGGAUGCAUCCAUUUCCCGUUACGAUGAUAAGCUCGCUUCCUACAAAUGCGGUUAA